Messenger RNA from Loxodonta africana (African savanna elephant), 3323 nucleotides. It is a transcript of the gene LHPP, whose product is annotated as phospholysine phosphohistidine inorganic pyrophosphate phosphatase. Gene Ontology annotation, biological process: dephosphorylation. Lineage: Eukaryota; Metazoa; Chordata; Mammalia; Proboscidea; Elephantidae. Bases 26 to 802 code for a protein of 258 amino acids. The record is from RefSeq and is a predicted model, not a curated record. Gene Ontology annotation, molecular function: phosphatase activity; inorganic diphosphate phosphatase activity. Gene Ontology annotation, cellular component: cytosol. The transcript has 7 exons.
GGCGCGCGACAAGCGGCGGGGCGCAAUGGCUGCGUGGCGCGAACGAUUGGCCGGGGUGCGCGGGGUGCUGCUCGACAUCUCGGGCGUGCUGUACGAUGGCGGCGCGGGUGGCGGCGUGCCCAUCGCCGGCUCCGUGGAGGCGGUGGCGAGACUGAAGCACUCCCGGCUGAAGAUGCGGCUCUGCACCAACGAGUCCCAGAGGUCCCGCGGGGAGCUGGUGGGGCUGCUUCGCAGGCUGGGCUUCGAUGUCUCCGAGGCGGAGGUGACCGCCCCAGCCCCUGCUGCCUGCCAGAUCCUGAGGGCACGAGGCCUGCGGCCACACCUGCUCAUCCACGAAGGGGUCCGCUCGGAAUUUGAUCAGAUUGACACUUCCAACCCAAACUGUGUUGUAAUUGCGGAUGCAGCAGAAGAGUUUUCGUAUCAGAACAUGAAUAAAGCUUUUCAGGUGCUGAUGGAGCUGGAAAAUCCUGUGCUCAUAUCCCUGGGGAAAGGACGCUACUACAAAGAGACCUCUGGCCUGAUGCUGGACGUAGGUGCCUACAUGAAGGCACUCGAGUAUGCCUGUGGCAUCGAAGCUGAAGUGGUGGGGAAGCCUUCUCCGGAGUUCUUCAAGUCGGCCCUGCAGGAGAUGGGCGUGGAAGCUCACCAGGCCAUCAUGAUCGGAGAUGACAUCGUGGGUGACGUCGGUGGGGCCCAGCGGUGCGGGAUGCGGGCGCUGCAGGUGCGGACCGGGAAGUUCAGGAGAUUAAACAAGCAACUGAGAGAAGCAGAGAUGCGGGAAGAGAGAUGCCAGGCCACAUGAAGAUCACCCAGGAGCAGAAGCUCAAAAAAAAAGACAAGGAACUUCCUCCAGAGCUGACAUAGAGAGAAGGCCUCUCCUUGGAGCCAGUGCCCUGAAUUCGGACUUCUAGCUCCCUAAACUGUGAGAAAAUACAUUCAUCAAAAAACAUUUGUUGCUGUUGAGUCAAUUCCCACUCAUAGCGACCCUAUAGGACAGAGUAGAACUGCCCCAUAGGGUUUCCAAGGAGUGGCUGGUAGGUUCAAACUGCUGACCUUAUGGUUAGCAGCCGAGCUCUUAACCACAAAACCACCAGGGCGCCAUUUCUGUCAUACCCAGUGCCCCAGUGCUGUUGAGUCGAUUCCGACUCAUAGCGACCCUAUAGGACAGAGUAGAACUGCCCCAUAGAGUUUCUGAGGAGCACUUGGCAGAUUCGAACAGCUGACCCCUUGUCAUAAAAAAAAUGCACUAAAUAACUAAGACACCCUUCUUCUUCACCCUUGCUUUCUGCCGGGGCUGCUAGAAGGUGCCUUGCUGCCUGGUAUGGGGCAGAGGUGGGGCCUGUUAGAGCCACCCGGGGCCAGGCUGCACACACUCACACACGCUCACACCUGGGUCCCACACGCACACUCUCACUCAUGCUUACAUCCAGGUUCCCCUCAUAGUCACACGUGCUCACACCUGGCCCCCCCCCCACAUAUACACGCAUGCUCACACACAGGUGCCACACAUAUUCACACCUAGGCCCUCACACACCUCCAGGCCUCACACAGGGAUCUGCCCACACACCCACACACAGACUCACACCCAGACUCCUGGCCCACACACACUCACACGCCCUCUCUUUCUCUCUCGUGGCUGCUGUGUGUCUGCUGCCAAGACUGGGGCAGACUGGCCCGGUGGGUUGCACCUGAGAGCCAGGCCCCAGGGGUGCUGCUGACUGGGCCUCCCAGAGCUCCCCGCCUCCCGGGGCUCUGCCCCUUCCUCUACCACCCCCGUGGGCGCAGUCGAUGAGGAGUAGGGUACACUGAGGAGCUCCCUGCCAGCUCCAGAGAGACUCUUCCGUCAGCCUGGGGACCCCAGGAUGUAAAGCAGGUGGAGGCGAGCCAGCGCCUUUUUCCUUUUCCAGCUGGCACCUUCUCAGGGAAGAAGCCUGAGCACCACGCUGGCUCAGGUAGGGGAGGUUACCAUGGCCUCCCAGCAUUCCUGAGAUUGCAGGGGCGGCCCAGCGUCUACCUGAGUAGGACAGUCCUCUCACUCCCCGCCCCCCUGGGGCCCCUUCUGUCCCUUUCAUGACUCCCCACCUUUGUUCAUGCUGGGCUCGCCACCCCUCUGUCACCCCCUUCCACGGCUGGCCUGGAUACUCCUGGCUCUUCCAGGCCCUUCCUGGUGAUGGAGUUCUCAGAGUCCUCCCGAUUGGAAGGGCCGCUAGGGAUCACCUGCUCUGUACAGGGAGCUGAGAAGUUGUGCCAUAAUCCCAGGGCAAGCUGGGGUCUGCACUGGCCCCACAUUGGGGCCGCUUCCGUUGUACCCAAAACACGCCCCCACCUCCAGGAGAAUUACUCGGGCCCUCCUUGAGUUACCAUAGUUCUUAUUUUCAAAUAAUUUUGAAAAGUUUCAAGAAUAGCACAAAGAAAUUCCACAUACCCUUGUCCCACAGAGAGGCCCCAUUCAAGUCCCUUCAGUUAUUCCAUGAACGUCCUUUCCAAGCUGGGGUCGUGCAGUUUGGGAUCCUCUCUAGACUCUCAGUUGGAGCAGCUCCCCAGCUUCUCCUUGACUUUCACAACCUUGACAGCUUUGAAGGUCACAGGCCAUUUUGUAGAGUGGCCCUCAAUUUGGGCUUGUCCAGGGUUUCCCAUGAUAGAACCAGGUUAUAAGUGCAUUUGGAGCCAGAGCAUCACAGAGGUAGUGGUGUGUCCUUCUCAGUGCAUCCUACCAGGAGGCACGCCAUGUCUGUUCGCCGCAGUACUGCUAGUGUUAACAGUGGUUAAGACGGUGAUUAAGAUGGUGAUUGCCAUAGAAUUAUGUAAAGUUAGGAUUUUUUCCCUUUGUGAUUAUUUUUUCCUUUGUGUGUUUUUGGGAGAUGCUUUGAGACCAUGUGAAAUCCUAUUCCUCACCCUAUUUUCAUCCACUUGUUUAAUUAAUUUAAUAAUUAAUUAAUUAUUUCUAUGAUUUCUAUAAAUCUAUCAUUUUUUCUUUUAUUUUGGUGAAGCAUAUAUAACAAAGAGCCCUAGUGGCUCAGUGGUUAAGAGCUCAGGCUGCUAACCAAAAGGUCGGCAGUUGGAAUCCACCAGUGCUCCUUGGAAACUAUGGGGCAGUUCUGCUCUGUCUAUAGGGUCACUAUGAGUUGGAAUUGACUUGACUGCAGCGGGUUAUAUAUAACAGAACAGUUGCCACUUCAACCAUUUUUCUCUGUAGAAGUCCGUGACAUUGGUUACGGUUACCAUAUUGUGUUACCAUCACGGCUAUCUGUCUUCAAAUUUUUUCAUCACCCUUCACAGAAACUCAGCACCCCGUAAGCAAUAUCUGCCUAUUCUCCCUCCCA